This is a messenger RNA of Phaethon lepturus (White-tailed tropicbird), 524 nucleotides long. RefSeq names its product dehydrogenase/reductase (SDR family) member 12 (gene DHRS12). The record is from RefSeq and is a predicted model, not a curated record. The transcript is spliced from 5 exons. The annotation marks the transcript as partial. Lineage: Eukaryota; Metazoa; Chordata; Aves; Phaethontiformes; Phaethontidae.
GUACAUAUGUUCUGACAACUGCCCUGCUGCCUCUCCUGGAAAAAGAAGCUGAUGCCAGAGUGAUAACUGUCUCUUCUGGGGGCAUGCUAGUUCAAAAAUUAAACAUAUCUGACUUGCAGUCGGGAAAUGGGACAUUUGAUGGAACUAUGGUGUAUGCACAAAACAAGAGACAGCAAGUUGUCUUGACAGAACAAUGGGCAAAAGCUCACAGGAACAUCCAUUUCUCUGUUAUGCACCCCGGCUGGGCAGACACUCCAGCUGUGAGAUCGUCAAUGCCAGAUUUCUAUCAAAAGAUGAAGAAUACUCUGCGCACAGAGGCCCAGGGAGCCGAUACUGUUGUAUGGUUGGCGGUAUCACCUGAAGCAACAAAAUUACCGAGCGGCUUGUUCUUCCAAGACAGGCAACCAGUCCCAACGCACUUACCCCUGGCAAGCACCCACAGUCCACCAGAGGAUGAGGAGAAGCUAAUGGAGGUGCUGGAAGAGUUCUCCCAGAAGUUUAAAUCCACUUCUCCAGCAACUUAG